Messenger RNA from Terrapene triunguis (Three-toed box turtle), 1180 nucleotides. Its product is annotated as LIM domain-binding protein 3. The record is from RefSeq and is a predicted model, not a curated record. Gene Ontology annotation, biological process: actin cytoskeleton organization; heart development; muscle structure development. NCBI's taxonomy places the organism in Eukaryota, Metazoa, Chordata, Testudines, Emydidae. The annotation marks the transcript as partial. Gene Ontology annotation, cellular component: adherens junction; Z disc; stress fiber. Gene Ontology annotation, molecular function: muscle alpha-actinin binding; actin binding. The transcript is spliced from 12 exons.
AUCUAAACGGCCAGCUCCAGUUCCAACAGCCACACUUAAAGUUGACUCUCCCAGGCCUGUAAUUCCCCAUCAGAAGGUCAUAGCCAACACUGCUGCCAACACUGAGUAUGUGGAACGCUUCAACCCUAAUGUCCUGAAGGACUCUGCCCUGUCUACACACAAACCCAUUGAGGUGAAAGGCCCGGGUGGCAAGGCCACUAUAAUUCAUGCCCAGUAUAACACCCCGAUCAGCAUGUAUUCCCAGGAUGCUAUCAUGGAUGCCAUCGCAGGCCAGGCACAGGCCCAAGGUGGUGAACUUGCUGGUGAAUCUCCAUUGGCUAGCCUUCCUGUUAAAGAUCCCCACAUAGAUAGUGCCUCUCCAGUGUAUCAGGCUGUGCUUAAAACUCAGAACAAGUCUGAGGAUGAGCUUGACGACUGGACUCGCCGUUCUGCCAAUCUGCAGUCCAAGUCUUUCCGCAUUCUCGCCCAGAUGACAGGAACGGAGUACAUGCAAGACCCGGAUGAAGAAGCCCUGAGGAGAUCAAGUGGCAAGGAAAAUGUUGCUGCAGCAGCUGAAAACAGCCCUACAGGUUCUCAUCAUGUGGCACAGUAUGUGACCUCAAGUGUUUGGCAUCCUCCUAAGUCACGCACCAUGGAUGCCAACAUUGACAAAGCUAAGCCAGUGGCCUCCAAGGGUUCCGUGAGGUUUGGAACGGGUACAAGUCAAAGGGAAGCCAGUUACAUCAGGACUGGCCAGAAAGCCCCUCUUACUUCAUCCAGUAAUCAAAGUACCCCUGUUGAGCAUGCGCCAGUGUCUACCAGCUCUGCCUCUGCUCCUGUGCCAGUUGCUUCAGCCAAUCAGCCUGCUACUGCUACUCAAAACACAUCCAGUCAGAUGACACCACCAUCAGCCACUCCCAUCUCUGUAGUACAAGAUUCCUUCUCUUCCUCUUUCCAAAGCUUCAACCGGCAUUCUUCCACCUCCAUCAGCUACCAGUCAAAAAAGAGAGGUACGGGCCAGUCCUAUACAUCAACACCGGUUUCCCAGGGUACCGCUUCUUCCUCAGGCUACAGUGAAAGUCCAGUUCCUGCUCCAAAACCAAGAGUUGUCACUACUGCUAGCAUAAGGCCCUCUGUCUACCAGCCAGUGGAGCAAAUCGACCGCAAACCUCCAAAACCAACCAUGACCAAAUAUGUGUAA